Carassius auratus (goldfish) is the source of this 1731-nucleotide messenger RNA. RefSeq names its product low density lipoprotein receptor adapter protein 1-B-like. Lineage: Eukaryota; Metazoa; Chordata; Actinopteri; Cypriniformes; Cyprinidae. Gene Ontology annotation, cellular component: early endosome. The coding region runs from base 200 to 1273 and encodes 357 amino acids. The record is from RefSeq and is a predicted model, not a curated record. The transcript is spliced from 10 exons.
GUCAAUUUACAUACUAAGCCCCGCCCGCCGUGGCGAGCAUGUUCGUGCAUCCACACGGGAUCAUCCGCGGAAAAGGAAGAUAAUCACAGGCUGUCAGAAAAGUUUUCCUGCCGGGAAAGCAUCGGGCUCGAUCGGGCAGAGGACCGCCGGAGGAUCGCGCUCUAAGGAUUGUUAAUUAUCACAAUAAACUGUAUUCAUCAUGGACGCGCUUAAAUCCGCCGGGCGCGCGAUCAUUCGCAGUCCCAGUCUGGCUAAACAGUCGUGGACCUCUGGAAAACAUAAAAAGCUGCCAGAGAACUGGACAGACACGCGGGAGACGCUGCUGGAGGGGAUGGUCUUCCAGCUGAAGUAUCUGGGCGUGACGCUGGUGGAGGAACCCAAAGGAGAAGAGCUCUCAGCCGCUGCUGUCAAGAGAAUCGUUGCCACAGCUAAAGCUGGUGGGAAGAAGCUUCAGAAGGUGACGCUGAAGGUUUCUCCUCGAGGGAUUAUUCUCUAUGACAGUGUAUCAAACCAGCUAAUAGAGAAUGUGUCCAUAUACAGGAUAUCAUACUGCACGGCUGAUAAGAUGCAUGAUAAAGUGUUCGCCUACAUCGCUCAGAGUCAGCGCAACGAAACGCUGGAGUGUCACGCGUACCUCUGCACAAAGAGGAAAGUGGCUCAGGCGGUGACGUUAACCGUGGCUCAGGCUUUCCGUGUGGCGUUUGAGUUUUGGCAGGCUGCUAAAGAAGAGAAAGAGAAGCAGGUGAAGUGUGGAUCUGAUGGAGAGGCGGCCAGCAGCUCUCAGUCGGAGAGUUCAGUCAGUCUGGGCAGCACCAAAGGAGGAGAGGUGGCCACUGGGGAUCUACUGGACCUUGAAAUUGGAGUAAAGGAUCACUCAGGAAAAGACGCCACACACCCGGCACAGAACCUCAGCACAGAGAACAACAACACUGUCUGGGAACUUGAGGAUGGUCUAGAUGAGGCUUUCUCAAGGUCAUGCUAUAACUUCAGCGCAGAUGUGGAGUAUAGGCCACGACUAUUCCUGGCGCUCCAUUAUAUGACCACAGCGGUAUUUGUGAUGGACAGAUUCGGCUCUGAGAAUAAGCUCUAUGGCUUUUACUGGUUGAUGUCUGAAUGCUGCCAAAGUGCUGCUCCUGAAAACUUAAAUGCCACAUUUAAAGGCUGGAGUUUCAGAAAUUUAAGGGUAGAAAUGAACAACAGUACUUUGCUGAGAUUAUUUGCCAGAUGCUGUAUCAAUCUUUGUUUCUGGACACUUGACCUUGAUGUAAGAUAAUACAGAAUGAGAUACCAUAUACACCCUCUGUCAUUAAAGGUUGCAUCAAACUGAAGACUGUAAUGCAGUCCAAUUUAAAAAAAAAAUUAUUUACCAAUGUUUAUUUAUAGACAUCUAACAUUGCCUGGGAUAAUACAGAAUGAGAUACUAUUUUGCACCUUCUGCCCAAUUCGGGGAGGCCUUCCUCAGCUGUAUUAAAAGCUUCAUCAAAUUUAACAAUUAACAAUGAAAGACAGUCUAAGACUGUAAUGAAAUCUGAACUUUGAACAUUUUUACUGUAUUUGUCUUUUUUUCAUGGACCUUUAAACUUUACAUAUGGCACAGUACAGAAUGUGCCAUCAUACUGCAAGCUAAUUUGUAUCAGGGUUUCUCUGCCGCUUUCAAGACUGCAUUAGAUCUCACAAUGUUGUGUGGUUAAAUAUCCCAAGGCUCAAACUAAUUCCAAAGUUAGACAAUUU